Trichomonas vaginalis G3 is the source of this 1185-nucleotide messenger RNA. Its product is annotated as positive regulation of B cell differentiation protein family. Gene Ontology annotation, molecular function: calcium ion binding. Lineage: Eukaryota; Parabasalia; Trichomonadida; Trichomonadidae. Gene Ontology annotation, biological process: microtubule cytoskeleton organization; cortical cytoskeleton organization; regulation of dephosphorylation. Gene Ontology annotation, cellular component: spindle; centrosome. Bases 1 to 1185 code for a protein of 394 amino acids. The record is from RefSeq and is a predicted model, not a curated record. The transcript has a single exon.
AUGCUGCCAUCAACUGAUGAACUAAUUGCAACUUUAAAUUUUUAUGGCUUGAAUGAAAUAGGCAAGCAGUUAAACAGUAUGGUUAAACCAUCGAAGAAUAAAGAAAAUCCGCUUAUAAUUCCUGCAUUUAAUGAUGCAUUUUCACUACCUUCUACAGAAUUCGGAAAAAUCCUAGCUGACUAUGUUGGAGAAGAGAGAGUUAAUGCCUUUAAACAGACAAUGCUUUCAAAAGAAGAUAUCAAUAAAAUACAAUUUGAUAUGAGUUUAACAGAAGUUCAGAAUAUAUUCGGUCCUCAGAGGAAAAAUCUAUUUUCUGAUAAAAUAUUAGCCAAAUUCAAGCUCUCUGACGGAAGAUUUGAUUGUUCUUUGUUCAAGGCUUUUCUAUUUCAGCUUUACAAUAUACAGAAUGGAAUUCUCACAAUCUUAAAAAUAGAUCCAUUUAUUACAAGAACACUUUCUUUAGAAACGUUUCGAAAUUAUAUUAUCCAAUCUAUUCCAACAUUCAAAUCACUUGCUUCAUUAGAAACAGAUCUAAGCUGGUAUAAAGAAUUCUACGUUGAAAUUGUUGUUUCGGUGUUUUCAUUCUUUAAUUCAGAUAUUUAUGAACUUAAACUUGAUGCUACAUCACUUUUCCAAUCAAAUACAUUCUCAGCAUUCGUUAAUAUGGAUAUAAUCCCUACUCCAGGUAUAUUUUCAAUCAAAUCUACAACAUCAAUUUAUAAUACUUAUGUAAAUCAGAAUUCUAAUGAAGAAGGACUUAUAGGCAAGCAAAAUCUUAAGGAAAUUUUCGAUUUUAAGUUCUCAGAUGCUUUUCUUGACAGAUUAUUUGAAAUUUUACCAACAUUUGAAGGAAAAUUAGACUUUUGUGCUUUUCUCAACUUCGUCAUUCCACUAAAGAAUAUGCAAUCCAAACAAGGGAUCGGGUUUUUCUUUAAAUUAGUUGAUAUCGAUGGAGAUGGCUAUGUUUCGAACUAUGAUAUCUCAUACUUCUACAAAUCAUUGGUUGAUGAAACAGGAUUUACUGAAAUUAAUUUUGACAGAUUUUGUUCUGAAAUUUUAGACACGAUUUCAGCUGGAGGAAAAGGAGUCACGAUCAAUCACUUGAUGAAAAUGGGUGCAUCAACUUUCUUCUUGAAACUGAUUGACAUUAAAACGUUCAUGGAAUGGGAAAAUUUAAUUGGAUGA